UCAUCACAAUGAGCUGCAGUCUCCGACCAGUCUGCUCCCAAUUGUAAUCAAGCUGCCACAACUCACUCAGUAUGAUUUGUUAUCAAAAAUAUUCAAGACAGCUGACCCUAUUUUUACUACUAACUGCAGGACUGUUUUGUAGAGCAAGUAGCACAAAUGCAAACGUGGUGAACAAUGAACUGGGGGAACGAGCUAUUUUAGUUGCUCAGGAUCGAUCCUCCGACACCAAUCACCAAAUUAAAUGGAUGAAAAAAACCAGUACUGUUGCCCAGUACAAGGACCGCCCCAAGGUGUACGGACAGUUUCAAGGAAGAGUGGAGAUAUCCAAUGACGGCACCCUGACAUUUCUCUCCACAACCAAAACUGAUGAAGGAACGUACCGCUGUGAUAUAUUUCAUAAAGAUGGAACAAAAAUAUCUUCCCAAGAUGUUACCUUGAAUUUAUAUGUGAGAGUCUCCAAGCCUGUGCUGAAUGUCAUCUGUAAGUCUCCAAAAGAAGUCAACAUAACGUGCUUUGUAGCGAAUGGAACAAAAAUCCACAUCACAUUACACGGUGACUCGAUGAUCCAAACAGUCCAGGGCUCUUAUUUGGAGAAGAAAUUUUCUUUUAGAAAGACUGGGAAUAAGAACUAUUCUUGCAUUGCGAAAAAUGAAAUCAGCGAAGCUAAGAGUGUGGAACAGGUUAACUGUGACGAAAAGAAAUGGUCUAGGAAUUACCAAAUUAUUAUGCUGGCAGGAAUAAUUGCGCUGGGAAUGAUAAUGCUUUUCCUCUUCAUUUGUUUAAUUAUAAAAUGUUGCCGAUCGCAAACCAAGAAACGUGCUGCGAAGCCGUACCCAUACCAAGGUGAACUGACAGAAGAAAGGGAAAUCGAUUACGUGAAUCAAUCAAAGGCGUCAAGAUCCAAUCUUCGAGAGACCCACGUCGAAUACAGCAGUCCACAUCCGCAGCCAAAGCCUCGUAAAAGCACGGAAAGGGGAGAGAGAAUGCGCGAAGGAGAGAGAGCGUGCAGUGAAGAAAGGAAGCAGGGAGGCAGGAACCGGCCGAGGGAAGGCGGGGUGCGGAGUGGUGGCACAACGCCAAGAGUGAAUGCCUACGGGGGAAAGACACCACAGCGAGGAGAGGGACCACCAAAAACAGAAGCUAAAGAACCUAGGGGAAGGAGAGGGCCUGUGCCCAUCCCUCCUGUGUGAGCCAUCGAUCUUCUCCAAAAAAAAUUGCUUCCGAAAAUUUAGGGCGCAGCAGUAGAGCUGCUGCCUUACAGCGCCAGAGACCCGGGUUUGAUCCUGACUGCGGGUGCUGUCUGU
Amblyraja radiata (thorny skate) is the source of this 1304-nucleotide messenger RNA. RefSeq names its product T-cell surface antigen CD2-like. Gene Ontology annotation, cellular component: membrane. The record is from RefSeq and is a predicted model, not a curated record. The coding region runs from base 72 to 1190 and encodes 372 amino acids. The transcript is spliced from 5 exons. NCBI's taxonomy places the organism in Eukaryota, Metazoa, Chordata, Chondrichthyes, Rajiformes, Rajidae.